UUUUGAGCUCACAACAUCCCCAACCUCGCCAUUGCGAAUCCACCCAACUUUUCCACACACUUUCCAUUGAAUCUGCAUCGCACACAAUGGCUCGUGUUGCAGCCCCCCGCGCCGCGAGCGCAAAGCCUGUCGAGACGAAAGACGCCAAAGUAAACGGCACGGCUGCACGGCCAAGCCGCGCAAAGAAGCCCGAGAGCGCGCCUGCUGCUGCGCCCGCUACAAAUGGCACAGCUAAAGAGCCUGCCAAGCGGAUUGCACGCGGUCGCGCAAAGGAGCCCGAGCCCAUCCUCUCUGAGCCCGAGCCCGAGUCCGAGUCGGAGCCCGAGCCCGCGCCGAAGAAGACGACGACGAAGCGCAAGAAGGACGAGUCGAGCGAGCCUGAAGCCGACACGGCGCCCGCGAAGAAGGCCAAGGUCGACAAGCCAAAGGCCGCGCUGAAGAAGCCCAAGGCCGCCAAAGUCGUCAAGGAGCCGUCGAAGCCGCUGCCCAAGGGCCCGCGUCGCAUGAAGGGCAAGAAGAACGAAAUCAACGCGAUCCAGUUCACCGAGCCGUUGAAGGUCUUCGUCUUCGGCGAGGGCAGCUCCGGCGAGCUUGGCUUUGGCGCGACCAAGAAGGCCAUCGACGUGAAGCGACCGCGUUUCAACGAGGCCCUCAGCAACCACAAUGUCGUCAGGAUCGCGACAGGCGGCAUGCACGUCGUCGCGCUGACCAAGGACAACAAGAUCCUGACCUGGGGUGUCAACGACAACGGCGCCCUGGGACGCGACACAUCGCACGUCGAAGCCAAGAUGCGCGACCUUGACGCCGACGAAUCCGACUCUGACUCGGAAGACGAGACUGGCGGCCUGAACGACGCCGAGGCCACGCCCACAGCCGUGUCGUCAGAGUACUUCCCCGAGGACACAGUCUUUGUCGACAUCGCUGCUGGCGACAGCUGCUCCUUUGCCCUCACCACCGAGGGAGCCAUUUACGGCUGGGGGACCUUCCGCAAAAACGAGGGCAUUCUCGGUUUCGAACGCGGCAGCCACACCGCGCGCUUCCCUGUCUACAUCGAGGGUGUGACCAAGGUUACUCAAAUUGCCUGUGGUACCAACCACGUCCUUGCCUUGGACAAGGACAGGCACGUCUAUGCGUGGGGCAACGGCCAGCAGAACCAGCUUGGUCGUCGCGUCACCGAACGUACACUCACAGAGUCACUGCAGCCCAACCGUGUUGGCUUCCACGACAGCUCCUUCAAACGCCCAAGCCAGCGCAUUGCGCAAAUCGCUUGUGGAGACUACCACGGCCUCGCCAUCGCCGAGGACGGCCACAUCUGGGCUUGGGGCGCAAAUAACUACUGCGAGACGGGUUAUGCUGAGAAUGCAGGCGCAGACGAUGCCAGUGUCCUAGCCCCAAGGAUCAUCCAGAGCCUCGAAGGCAAGAACAUCGAGACCAUAUCAGGAGGCUCGCAUCACAACAUUGCUAUUACCAAGGACGGGCAAGUUCUGGUCUGGGGUCGCUGUGAUGGCUCGCAGACUGGUAUCCCAGCUUCGCAGUUGGACGCCCAGGAGGAUGGGGAGAAAGUGUUGAAGAACAACGGCAAGCCCAAGAUCCUGAUCGAGCCCACGCCCAUCCCCAGUCUCAAGAACAUCGUUGCCGGCUCAUGCGGGCCCGAACACACCAUCGUCGUCGACAAGGAUGGCAAGGCGUACUCAUGGGGCUUCUCGGCAAACUACCAGACCGGCCAGGGUACCGACGAUGAUAUCGAUGAGCCCACCGCGAUCGACAACACCGCCGUACGCGAGACGAAGCUUGUAUGGGCUGGUUGCGGCGGCCAGUACUCCAUCGUAGCGUCGAAGAAGGAGUAAAGGUGCCAGGAAAUGUCAGACACUGGUAUUAGGUAAUACACGUUCUGUGCCCCUGCACCGACUUACACCAGCAACAAAUUGCACACGUUCUAUCUAUCGGAGAUUUAGUCAUUGUUACGCCCCUCGUGGGGAUUUCAGACUUGCAUAAAAGGCGUUCAAGGGGCAUAGCGUAGGCUUUUGGUUUUUGAUUCUGGUUCGAUUCUGUUUUCGUUCCUUUCGGUUCACACGUACAAGAUUGUUCUGUCUUUUCGGCACCGCUAGGGUCUAGGGUUGGGACGAAUUACGUCGUCAUGCCCAAGGUGUUUUUUGGAGGAUUGGUCUAGCUGUGGUUGUCCGCAUCGCUUGUAAUAGUAGAAUGCUAGCAUCUUUCGAAAUGGUU
This is a messenger RNA of Dothidotthia symphoricarpi CBS 119687, 2226 nucleotides long. RefSeq names its product RCC1/BLIP-II. The transcript has 2 exons. Gene Ontology annotation, cellular component: cytoplasm. Lineage: Eukaryota; Fungi; Ascomycota; Dothideomycetes; Pleosporales; Dothidotthiaceae. Gene Ontology annotation, molecular function: guanyl-nucleotide exchange factor activity. The record is from RefSeq and is a predicted model, not a curated record. Bases 87 to 1847 code for a protein of 586 amino acids.